Lytechinus pictus (painted urchin) is the source of this 6251-nucleotide messenger RNA. RefSeq names its product cadherin EGF LAG seven-pass G-type receptor 1-like. The transcript is spliced from 22 exons. Bases 1436 to 4291 code for a protein of 951 amino acids. Gene Ontology annotation, cellular component: plasma membrane. NCBI's taxonomy places the organism in Eukaryota, Metazoa, Echinodermata, Echinoidea, Temnopleuroida, Toxopneustidae. Gene Ontology annotation, biological process: cell surface receptor signaling pathway; adenylate cyclase-activating G protein-coupled receptor signaling pathway. The record is from RefSeq and is a predicted model, not a curated record. Gene Ontology annotation, molecular function: G protein-coupled receptor activity.
AAUUAAUAAUGUGUCACUUGAGCUAGAUCACCGCUAAUGCAGGCGCUAAGCCUCAUAAACUCGGCGAUGAUGAAUAUUUAAAUAUUAAUCCCCCUAGUGCAAGAAGCUGAGAGACAGAGAUAGAGGAGAGGUUUGCAAUAAUUGGCGCGCAAUGCUGACGAUACUCUGCAAUAUCGCGAUUCUGAUCUUCUGCAGAUAGUCGUCUGCUCUUUUCUGCGCCGUGAGUUACCAGCAAACUGUUGAGAGCUUCGGGAGAACGCCGCCGCUUUUUGUAGCUAGGAGACGUGUUCAUAGCAGGCAGGCAUCUCGCAGCAUUCGAUGAAAGGACUGAUCGUCAAGAUUUCAUGUGGUUCCUGUAAAAAAAAGAAAUCAUGACUCGACGAAAAACAGAUUUUACGCAAGAAUAUACUUUUUUUAAAUGUGAAAAGGGUUUACACUAUAACACAAGCAAUCCUUAAUUCUGAUUCCGGAUAGAGGUCUACUUUGCCAUGAUGUGAUUAAUUUCUUGCAACACCUCCUGGAGUCUCCUGAUCAAUGAAUUCUACUUCAGGAUCUUGAGAGCUAAUCGAUAUUUGGAUGUUAACGAAUUAUAGCCUGUUGCUGCAUGGUCUGAUUUUCAUUCACCAAUUUUUGUCUCUUUCAUCAGCUGUGCUUUGGUUAUCCGUUAUGGCGGCAAUCUAAAAAUAAUUUUACUGGAUGCUAGUAUAGGCAAUCAUAAUUUAUGAUUGCCAUCAGCUUGAGGAACACCAUCGGAUACUCCUCUUGCAGAUAUUCCCGAGCCUGGCGAUUCAUCAUUAUCGAUGACAAUGUCCUCCAGAAAUAUCUGUACAAUGAGAUGGAUUUUGAUUUUGACGGUAGGAGGAUGAAAGUACCUUCGACCUCCAGUUGAUGCGACCAUUUUGAAAAUGACACUGAGGGGGAAAUGCACUUCCGUUAAUUUAGAACCAUCACACGACUAAUGAAAAGUGAGCGAAGCGCGAACAAAAUUUGAAGGAUAGUGACAUCGACUGUAACUUUGAGUCAUCAUGCAGGCAAAGUAAAGUUCUGGAUGCAGCGGAGAUGAUUUUCUCCGAUUUAAACAUGCAAAUACCACGAAAGGAGUCAUAUUUCGAUUUAUUCAUUGACAUUAAAACGUUGAUGGAAGCAUUAUAUUGAAAUAGAAAGCCAGGGUGAAUACAAAUAGAAAAAUAGGCUUUUUUGCGAAAGGAUUAAGAACAGGUAUAACAUUGGGAAAAUUAGCGAAGACCGAAUAGGACCAGUGGUCUUUGUUAUACAUGACUUUGUAUAAACAUUCGUGGAAUAACUGCGUGUACACAUCACAGCAACUGAACGAUAAUUCUGACAAAAUUUGGAUGAGCAUAUAGAUUAAGGGAAUCAAUAAUCUGAACCUGAAUUAUUCUUGUUCUAAUUGCUUUGAAAAUCAAAAUAAAUCAAAAUGGAUGAUUUUGUGACCGUUUUGGUGACGGCUGCCCUUCUCUUUGUCGGGGGAACCGUCUUGUCUGCCGAUGGCCAGAGCACGACAGAGAGUUAUAACUCCCAAGAUCUGAUCAACAGUACUCAUGAAAUUUCAACAUUGGGACUGAAAAAUGAUAAAGGACCAGUAUGUCGGGGCAUCUGCGAGUGUCUGACCGGAGCUUUGGGGAACAACACCCUCUUGAACAUCUGCUUUCGCGUCAAGGGAAACUCGACGCACUUGGCGAAGCAGAUGGAUCAAGAGAAGGGCAUCGCCGGGUCCUGGGGCUGCGAUGCUCCUGGAUAUGAUGGGGCGGUGUUUAAGUGUGAAGGAGAUCAGAUGACUUGUAUGAAAAACCAUGGCGUGAUAGACUUCAAGCAGGAUACCCAAUCGAAGUCAUCGUCCUCGAACCAUUCUGUGUCGAUUGAAAAUAGCUACACGUUUGUGAGCUGUGAUCGAAGUGGUGCAGAUAACAACAAUCUCACCUGUCGUAUCAACAAGAACGCUUCAAGACCCGGAACUUGUACGAAGGAAUCACUCGCUAAAUGCCACUAUAAAUCGGCAGGAAAUAAGCAGAAAAGAGAAACUUCUAGCAAAGUGAGCAGAAACCACCGAUGUCCACCAGGAUGGUCAUUUAAGAGAAAGAGAUGUCACAAGCAUGUCGACGACCUUUUGUCCUUUGACGAUGCCUAUACCAGAUGUCGGCAAAUGAGGGCGUUCCUGACUCUUGGUUCUGUUGGCUUAAACGAUGAAAUUCUUCCUCAGGAAUGGGGGCACAUGACACACUGGGCUAAAUCGAAUGGAAAUGGUACAACUGACUGCAUUGUGAUCAAUCCGAAUCAGACUUACUCGAGCAAGAGCUGUGAUGGUCUUUAUUCAUUCUUCUGCUAUAAAGAAGUAUUUAAGUUCCUGCAUUGUAAAGAAGCACCGUUAAUCCCUGUUGAACCGACGAAUGCGGUUACCACUGAGCUGACGACGGUUGAAACAACUAGCAGUACCACGCCUACAACAAUAGCCACGCCCACUACUAAGACCACGCCUUCUACAAUGGCCACGUCCACUAUUAAGACCACGCCUUCUACAAUGGCCACGCCCACUACUAAGACCAUGCCUAGUUCAACUGUCACGCCCACUUCCCAAUAUCAACACGCCCCAGACGGGUCAUCGUCGCCAGAAGCAAAAUUGAAUAAUGCAAGAGUUGCUCUUAGUGAGGCAAAAGUACAGAUCGAAUCAUUUGUUAAGAGUUUCACGACUGAUAACACAACCCUAGCUCUUCUGGAUGAUAUCAUAGACACACCGCCCUCAUUCGGUCCUGAUCAACCAGGAAGUAAUGAUGCAGCCGUUACCAUGGCAACUGAGUUGGUUGAGAAGAUGGACAGUCUGGUAGAUUCGUUAGCAGAGGUAGUCUCCCGCCCUGGGAUGUCCCUUACCAUCGAAAAUGACCAGCUAGUGUUGAAGGUAAUUCCGAUCUGUUCUACCUGUUCAUCGACAGCGCCUGGACCGAGACUCGAAGCCGGGAUCAACAAUGAUUCGUACGUGGUCAAAAUACCGGCAUCGGCAACAGGCGAUGGUGCCACUGCUGCUUUAUCAGCCUUAAGCUCCAUCGCGGAUGUAAUGCCCGCCAAUAUGAUCGACGACCAGGAAGAGACCAACGCUGCUGAUGAUGGUGAUGACGAUACAACGACGGAGAGCGGGAACCAGACCAUCGUCACCCACGAGAUCGCCUCCUUGGUCGCCACUGUCUCCGUCAAGAGAUGGGACGGGUCUGAUCUUCAGCUCGCAGUCGACCACCCGUUCGAGAUCAUUUUCAACAAUAAAGAUAAUUCAAAUCAAGUAGAUGGACCUGCUCGUUUCUGUUGCUAUUGGCGACCAGAUGAAGCGUUUGAUGGCGGAGGGGCGUGGUCCACGGAGGGGUGUGUUACCAAGGUAAAUCGCACCCAUACCACCUGUCAAUGCACCCAUCUUACCAGCUUCGCGGUCCUCAUGAGGUUCUCUGAAGCGGGGGCUCCACAAUCAGCUAGUGUGAGGAAGAUACAAGAGUACAUGACCUACGUUGGGUGCGGCCUAUCCAUGACCUGCCUCGCCAUAAUGCUAAUCGUUUUCACCAUUCAAAAGUUGUAUCGCUCCGACCGCAAUAUCAUACAUAUGAACUUAGCAUCAGCAAUCUUCAUUUCUCAAGGAGUGUUCCUGUUUGGUAUAGAGAGGGUCGAACCUUGGGUUGUUUGUAAGAUCAUCGGCAUAUGUCUGCAUUUCUUCCUCCUCGCUACAUUCUUCUGGAUGUUGGUGGAAGGCAUCUAUCUUAUCUCCAAGACAACAUCUACCAAGAACAGGUUUCUUAAGACGCCGACAUACAUCGCUAUCGGCUGGGGAGGGCCAGCUGCCAUUGUUGUCAUCACAGCCGGAGUCACCUUUAAAUCAUACACCACCGACAAGAUGUGUUGGUUAUCAACUGAGAAUGGAGGGAUCUGGGCGUUCAUUGGGCCAGCCAUUGGAGUUAUUGUGAUGAACAUCUCUCUGCUCUGUCAAGUAAUCCGAGUUUUCUUGAGUCUUAAAACCAACAUGAAGAAAGCUCACGUAGACCGGAUAUGGUUGGCUCUUCGAGCGAUGCUUCUUACCCUUCCCCUUCUUGGUGGGACGUGGCUCUUUGGAAUCCUCUCCUUCAACUCCCAGACCGUCUUCUUCUCCUACAUCUUCAUCAUACUUAAUUCAUUACAGGGAGUGUUUAUCUUCAUCCUCUACUGCUUAAUGAAUGAUGAGGUCAAGAAAGUUGUGGAGAAGAAACUGAAUAGCAUAUCGGGCCGAGCAUCCAACGGCAGAUCGACGAAAAGCACCACUUAACCUGUUGACUCCUAAAUUCUGUAAUUCCCGAGGACUUUGUAAAAAGACCACCCUGUUCCAGUAGGCAAUGAGUUAACAUGCGCCAAGAAAUGACGGUCAUGGAAAGCGACGCUUAACCGGUUUUAUUUUCAAUCUCGAUUCCGAUUUCGCGAGAAUUUUGUGGAUUUUGUUCUGUGUCAGUUUUUCGCUUAAUCAGUACAAAAGUUGUUCAUCUUCAUCAUUUUCAUCUUUUUUUUCAAUUGAUAGAUAACCUAGCUGACAACAGGCAUGAUGGGUGGGUUGAUUUUCUUCGAGUUUGACCAGGGGAGCAUUUCAUCAACAUUUUUCGUCUGACAACUUUCCUUGAUUUUGAUUGGCUGAGGAGCAAUGAUCCCGUUCUCAUUACCGCCCUAAAACUCGUUUACUGGUAUGCUAAAUCUUUGAUAAAACAGGAAGUAAUUUCAUGAAACACUCUCAAGAACUGCGGAGUGGCAUAAUAUGGAAUAGCAAUUAUCUCUAGAACAUUAUUGAUUUUUUUUUUUUUUUGGGGGGGGGUAAAUUAAUGUAAAUAAUCAGAGACAUAGGAUUUAAAAGUUUUCAUUUGUGAUGUCACGUGUGAGUGAGCAGCCCCCCCACACGGAGCUAUUUUGUAAAUUUCCGCAAUAUUAUAUCGGAAUAUAUCGAAACUGAUUUUCCCUGUUCAUUUAAUAUUCAUCAAGACACUCAAGUACCCACACACUCCUAUGACAGAACAUAUUAAAUCACUCUGUACCGUUUGAAUUAAUUGUUAAUUCAUAUUUGCAUGGAUAUUUUUUAGCUGCGUGUGACGUCACAAAACACUGAAAGUUUGAAAAUCCAUGAUUCGAUUAUUUCUUGAAUGGGUUUUCGUCCAACAUUCAUUAAUAUUUUCAUUAUGGAUAUUUAUAUUAAUGGAAACAAACAUGACGUCUUUGAUAUGGGCGGACUUUCACUUUAUCGAAGGCAAAUCAUUUGACUUUUUUACUGAUAAAAGUAAACGGUCUCAGCAACUAUUGCUGGUAUCACAAAUAUCAUGUUAUUUAUUCAAAUGUAUAUAUCUCAUUUUCAUCACAGAACUGUAAUAUUAUAAAACUUAUUAUUGUAUCAUCAUAGAAUAAAAAUGUAUUUUUCUUCAUUGCUUUCUUGUUGAAAGUGCAUCGAAUGAAAUUAUUGGAGUAUGUUUUAUUUUUUAAUUCAAUGCAUAUAUGAUAAAGUUGUGACGUCAUAAAUUACAGAUAAAGAAAUUGCUAAGCAGCAUACUAAUUACGCUGACCAUCUGGCUCUAAAAAUAAUUUCCCACUUUAUUUCUUUUCUUAAUAAGGUGCUACUUCUUACUCUCUAACUUCUUAUUUUUCAUAUUUUUAAUUGUAUUUUUUUCUCGAAAAUUUAAGGAAUAUAAAAGAUGACCGCAGAAUAUGAACAUGAUUUGUAUUGGGCUUCUCAGUACUAGAUUAUUUACAAACAAAUAUAUAGAUUUCAUGCUCGGCGUAACUUCGUCUGUCUGUAUAGCCAUUUCUAUGUAUAUACUGUAAAUGCUUUGAAAGUGUUAUAAUGCUGCCAUCAUCUGCGCUCUGAAUAGGGAAUUUAUUAAAUGAAAUAAAUGUGCAUGUAGUUUAUUUCGAUGGGCUUUCAUUAUGGGUUCAAACCAUUUUACCUUGCUAAAGAAAGUCUUUAGUAAAAGGGUGCGAAGCAUGAUUAAAUUAAUUUUGUUAUAAGAGAAGGUUUGAAGUUUAAAAAAAAACAAUCUGAUCGGCAGAGUUUCGAUUUUUUUUUUUGGGGGGGGGGGGUAUGACGUCCGCUGUCCUCACGAUCACCAUCGUAAUAAAACACUCGCUUGAUCAAAAUAAAUCUAUUUGCAUAAUAGACAAAACGCUAUUAUUUUAGUAUGCUUUGAAUUUCAUUUCAUGUAAAUAAUUAUCUUGAUUAUCUAAUGUGCAAAAUAAAUGUUGAAUCUACAUCAUCA